Puntigrus tetrazona (Sumatra barb) is the source of this 1033-nucleotide messenger RNA. It is a transcript of the gene pym1, whose product is annotated as PYM homolog 1, exon junction complex associated factor. NCBI's taxonomy places the organism in Eukaryota, Metazoa, Chordata, Actinopteri, Cypriniformes, Cyprinidae. Gene Ontology annotation, molecular function: RNA binding. Gene Ontology annotation, biological process: exon-exon junction complex disassembly. The record is from RefSeq and is a predicted model, not a curated record. The coding region runs from base 44 to 592 and encodes 182 amino acids. The transcript has 3 exons. Gene Ontology annotation, cellular component: exon-exon junction complex; cytoplasm.
GAUAGCGGCACUGAGCGGAAACGGAAGUUAGUCUUUGUUAAAGAUGGCAACCCCCUAUGUGACAGAUGAAUCUGGUAAAUACAUCGCCGCCACGCAGCGUCCGGACGGCACGUGGAGGAAGCCUCGGCGGGUGAAGGACGGAUAUGUUCCUCAGGAGGAGGUACCGGUCUAUGAGAACAAGUACGUCAAGUUCUUCAAGAGCAAACCCGAGCUGCCCCCCGGCAUGAGCCCCGAGGACGCCAGCUCCGGAGAGAAACAGAGCGACGCCGCCGGACUCUCCAGAACCGCCAAACGCAACAUGAAGCGCAAAGAAAAGCGCAAGCAGCAGAGCCAGAGCCAGCCGGAGGACGUGAAGACCCUGAGCGCAGAACUGGAGCACAUCGACCUCGCCGCCGAGGAGAAGACCGCCAGCGACCCGAACGAGAAGGCCAAGAAGUUGAAGAACCUGCGCAAGAAGCUGAGGCAGGUGGAGGAGCUCCAGCAGAAGGUGGACUCUGGAGAGCUGAAGAACCCCAGCAAAGAGCAGCUGGACAAACUGGGCCGGGGCCAGGCCUUACGAGACGAGCUGAGGCUGCUGGAGGCCGAUCUGUGACCACGUCCGGCCUGCUCUUGUGUUUUAUAUACAUCAUGAAGAAACACGCGGCGUCUAGUGCUCAGGACUCUAGAUGCGGGUCGUCCAGAACUCGCAGGAGCGCAGACGCCACGCCACUCUCUGUGAUAGAUUAGAGACUGAUGGACCGUGGCCUCAUUGUGUUUUUUUUACCACCGUAGAGCGUAACGGCAUGAGAUUAUUACGUGUAGACUUGUGUUAUAUUAAACAUAGCAUAACGAUGUCCCAGUGUUUUACUGCUCCGUUCAUAUCAUCUAGAGUAUUACAGUAACUGAUGUUUUAAUGAAAUGAUCAACCGUGUUAAAAAAAACCAAACACAUGCAGCCUUGAUGAAGACCAGUAGAGUUCUGUGCCCUUGUAUGAGUUAGUGUCUUAUUUCUAUUCAACGAUUAAGCGCAGCCAAGAAUAAAGUUUUUGUUUACA